GUGUGUGUGUUUAAAAAAGUAACCCAAGGUACACGGAAUCGAGCGAGAGAUGCUUCCUUGUUUUCAUGUGUGUUUUCUGAAAACAUUGGCUCUCAAAGGCUCCAGGAAGGAGAAGUAAAUCCGCUCGACACACGCCGAGUCAUUGGCUCAGCUUGAAAGUGCUUUCAUGAGUUAACACUGGGCCCAGAUCCACCCUUCAGUCCUUGCAGCCAAGCGAUCUGCUGCUGAGCAAUGGGCCAAAAAAUCUCAGGGAGCAUAAAGUCUGUGGACGUGCGGGAGCCCCCUUACCGACCCGUCAAACGAGAACUGAGGGGGCCGGAUUUCUGCAAGCCCGCCCGGCUGGAUAUGCUGCUGGAUAUGCCCCCGGCCCAUUUGGAGGUCCAGUACAAACAUGCUUGGAACAACGAAGAUCGAUCCUUAAAUAUAUUUGUGAAGGAAGACGACAAGCUAACCUUUCAUAGACAUCCGGUUGCCCAAAGCACAGACUGCAUCCGGGGGAAAGUUGGCUAUACGAGGGGCCUGCAUGUCUGGCAGAUUCACUGGCCCACCAGGCAGCGAGGGACACACGCUGUAGUUGGAGUGUCAACAGCAGAAGCUCCUUUACAUUCUGUAGGAUAUACAUCAUUGGUUGGUAGCAAUACUGAAUCGUGGGGCUGGGACCUUGGACGUAACAAACUAUAUCACAACUGUAAAAAUCAGCCUGGAGUGACAUAUCCUGUGUUUUUGGAACCCGAUGAGGCUUUUGUACUCCCGGACUCUUUACUGGUGGUUUUGGAUAUGGAUGAAGGGACGCUUAGCUUCAUCGUGGAUGGACAGUACCUUGGAGUGGCCUUCAGGGGACUAAAAGGGAAAAAACUCUAUCCUGUCGUCAGUGCAGUAUGGGGGCACUGUGAAAUUACAAUGAGAUACAUCAAUGGACUUGAUCCGGAACCCCUGCCUUUAAUGGACCUGUGCCGAAGAUCAAUUCGCUUCGCUCUAGGCAGAGAACGCCUGCAUGAUAUAGAAACUCUACCUUUGCCUCAGUCUCUGAAAAAUUAUUUACAAUAUCAAUAAUAUGAUUCUAGAUCUCUAAAUGGUAGAAAUUGUUUACAUCAGAAUAUAUUUCUUCAUGGUGAAUAUUUUGAGUGUUAUUUAAUAUUUUUUUUAAUAUUUUUUUUUAAUCAACCAUGGCAGAACAUUAUGGAGACUACUAAGGACUGUGAACACUCUUUGAAUUGGUUUAGUUCUUUCAGUUAAAUUAAAUGUUGCCUACACUGUUAGCAGCCUUGUUAUGCAGAAUCCAAAGCUUGUCUUCACAGAUCAGAUCCAAAGUUGAAAUUAUGUUGGCCUAGAUCCGGUGUUGGACAUGCACCAGAUAAAGAUAUAACUUUCCAGGAGCAGUCCUUAUGCAAGAAAAAGAUCCCUUUGUACAGGUUGCUGUAUGACUAGUUAAUGAAAUAACCACUCUUUGGAAGUUUCUCAAAACUCAGAAUUAUAACUCCACAUGGAGAUUUAAUUGGUAGAUAUGCAAAGUAAUUGUAAGUCCUGUAGAACUUUGGCUGUGGCCCCAAACUCUUCAGGCAUAGGGACUACUUGUUCUCACUCGUGAAGGAAAAUGCUCCAGUGUGCACACCAGAUUCUCAUGUGCACACUAUAAGGGAAUGGGAAACCCUUGUGCACAUGGAGUGGGGCUGCAUUGGAACUGCUAGAUUGUGGCCUUUACUUUUAGGUGCUCAGCCUUUUCAGAAAACCAUGUUCUUUUCAGAAAAACAGUUCACCACCUGCCAUAUUUUAAAUUACUUUAUAGAACAGCUGUGUCUUUAUUUUAAAGAUAGUUGAUCUUUUCUGAUGCAAUUUGGCUCAGUCUGCAAACCAGUUAAGCUGGCGUACUUGACCUUAAGCAUUUUUGUUUUUGUUUUAUUGCUUCAGUGGGAUGGGAUUUGCUCAAAUCGGUGUUCUCUAGCUUAAAUAUGUAUCAAUUCUUAUCCAUUGUUUCAUUCUUUCUUCUCUAAUGAUGUCAUUUUAAAAAUUGUUCAUAUCUGUAUUUCAUGAAUUCCCAAAGAUGGAUUUUCUUUUAAUGUGUAUGUGACACAAGGAGGGCAGGGUGGUGGUGGUGGUGGUGGUGGUCAUGUGAACCUCUUCAUGCUUUCAACAAGCAGACAGAGGGACUCUUAGAGCCAUGUGAACAUGUACUGCCCAGCACCAGAACCACACACAACCUUCCCCCUAACCUGAUGAAUUUCUGAUGGACUCUUGUGAGAAUGAGUUAUCUGCGUAUACCUCUGUACACACAGAGAAGUCAUUCAUGAGCGAUUGCCAGUCAUUCAUCAAGGGAGCCGGAGAAGGCAGCAUGCAG
Messenger RNA from Elgaria multicarinata webbii, 2335 nucleotides. It is a transcript of the gene SPSB4, whose product is annotated as splA/ryanodine receptor domain and SOCS box containing 4. The transcript has 3 exons. Gene Ontology annotation, biological process: intracellular signal transduction; proteasome-mediated ubiquitin-dependent protein catabolic process. NCBI's taxonomy places the organism in Eukaryota, Metazoa, Chordata, Lepidosauria, Squamata, Anguidae. Gene Ontology annotation, cellular component: SCF ubiquitin ligase complex. The record is from RefSeq and is a predicted model, not a curated record. The coding region runs from base 232 to 1053 and encodes 273 amino acids. Gene Ontology annotation, molecular function: protein binding.